AUGCUGCUAAGUGGAUUGAAUCGCCUUCUUAAAGUCACUCUAUUUAUUAAACCCAGUCAUGAACAGUUUACACGCCACACGUCUUUUUCUCACUUUCUUUAUUUACUGAAAAUUCUUCCGUUUCCCUUGUUUUUUAUUCAGUCAUAUUACUUCUUUCUUUCUCUUUCCCUUUUCUUCCUUUCUUUCUUUCUUUUUCUUUUUUCUUUUUCCCUUUCUUUCUUUUUCAUUUUUCUUUUUCCUUUUCUUUCUUUCUUUCUUUCUUUAUCCUUCCCUUUCUUUCUUUCUUUCUUUCUCAUUUUUUCUUUCUUUAUCUUUCCCUUUCUUUCAUUCUUUCUUUCUUUUUCUUUUUUAUCUUUCCUUUCUUUCUUUCUUUCUUUCUUUCUUUCUUUUAUCUAUCUUUCCCUUUCUUUCUUUCUCAUUUUACUUUCUUUAUCUUUCCCUUUCUUUCUUUCAUUCUUUCUUUCUUUCUUUUUCUUUUUUAUCUUUCCCUUUAUUUCUUUCUUUUCUUUAUCUUACCCUUUCUUUCUUUCUUUCUUUCUUUCUUUCUUUCUUUCUUUCUUAAAGUAUAUCCAUCUGUUUCGCUUCCUUUUCGGUUUUUCCUUCUUUUUCUUCUCUAGCUCCGUCUGUAUCGAACUCUUUCAUCACCUUUUCUUUUUCUCACAACUUAUCCGUUCUUUCUCUUACCAACUGACUUUUUAA
Acanthosepion pharaonis is the source of this 699-nucleotide messenger RNA. The record is from the annotation of a GenBank genome assembly. Lineage: Eukaryota; Metazoa; Mollusca; Cephalopoda; Sepiida; Sepiidae.